UCUCCGGAAGCGUCGCUUUUUUCUCGGAGUCCUUCAAUAAACAGCGAGCGACACAUUUCACCCAAAACACUGGAUUAAACUGACGGUUUUACUUCUUUAAAUGAGGAAUAACAGAUGUGAUGAGGAGAGAAACACACGCAUUUCCGAUUAACAGGGAUUUUACUGGAAGUUUUGUUCAGUGGAGAAUGACUCGUGUUCGGCUCUGGUUCUUCUGGACUGCCGUGGUUCUGAUCGUCCCUCUUCUCGUGGGUCCAUCGGCGGGUCAGAGUGAAGAUGGGAAAGGGUGUCUGGAUAAAUUCAGCCGUGGAAAAGCAGAUUUUGUGUUAAACAUGGAUGAAUCUGUGAAGGAUGGGGCCACAUUUCUGGGUUCUCCGAAGGUGUCGCGGGCUGAAGACUGCGUUCAGGCCUGCUGUAAAGAUCCAAACUGUAAUCUGGCCCUGAUGGAGGAUGGAGAGGAACCCAAAACCAUCAGCUCCUGCUUCAUCUUCAACUGUCUCUACAAACAGAAGAAAGUGUGUCACUUUGUCAGGAAGAAUGGCUUCAACAACUACAUGUUGACCUCUGUGUUCAAAGAUUACCUUGAGAAACCGGUUUCAGAUGAGGAGGACAAACCACCGGUCGCUGUGGCUGGUCAAGACAGAGUCGUUCAACCUCACGAUGAAGUCACCCUUAACGGCAUCGAGAGCACGGAUGAUAAAAAGAUCGUAAAAUAUGAGUGGGUGCAGGUGUCCGGGGAUCUGUCAGUUGUCAUGUCGAAAACCCAUUUUGAGGAUGCAGUGAUGAUCUCCGAUCUUUCUCCUGGGAUGUAUAAGUUCAGACUCACUGUCACAGAUGAUGGAGGACAGACGGGCUCGGCCGAAGUUUCAGUGUUAGCUCUGACUCCAGAACAGUCACUGCAUCACUGUCUGGUGCCGAAGAAAGAGGGUCCAUGCCGAGGGUCUUUCAUGCGCUGGCAUUACAAUGCCAUCACUGAGAAAUGCGAGGACUUCAAAUUUGGAGGCUGCAAACCGAACCUCAAUAACUAUCUGACGCUCAACGAGUGCCAAAACGCUUGUGACAAAGUUUCAGUUAUAAACCCACACCCACCUGGAAGAUUUGGGGAGAUCCAUGAUCACGGUGAACAGUGUGACGAGACGUGCGGUCCAGAUCAGUUCCAGUGUUCUAAUAACUGCUGCAUCGAAAAGGAGUUUGAAUGUGAUGGAGUAGCGCAGUGUACCGAUGGUUCGGACGAGGACGCAGAGUGCUACAACUUGAAAAAGAAGUUUGGGCGAUUAAUUGAUCUUCCACUAGACACAUCUAAAGCUCAUUGUGUGGAGCCGCCAGUAACGGGUCCCUGUCGGGACAGUUUCACUAACUGGUACUAUAAUCCGUAUGAACACCGCUGUGUUCAGUUUAACUUUGGUGGUUGCAACGGAAAUGAAAACCGCUUUAAAACGGAGGAGCAGUGUAUGACGUCAUGCGGUUCAGUGAAGGACACUGAUGUGUUUGCCAGAAAAGAACAGUUUGACAAGCAAGAGGGCAAGAAUGAUACAGCUGCCAUCAUCAUCACCAUACUGCUGGGCGUCGCCAUAGUCACCCUGCUUGUUGUUAUCGCAUGUUACCUAAUGAAGGGCAAGAAAAAACUUCAAAGCAAACAUCACCUCGCUGCAUUUAACAACGCUCACAUCUACGAGGACGAGAAACUGGUCUACAGCAGCACCACCAAGCCCAUCUGAACGAGCGCCGCACGUUAUCAGGGCGCAAAAUCGUACCAUAGCUUAUAUGUGAAAUAUGAAUAUAUACUGUAUAUGCUUUAAUUAAUUUAAAAUAAUUUCUUCACUUGGUUGGAUUAUGUUUGUUUUGAGUAGACUGGCUGGUCAUUUACUUGUACUUCAGAAUACACCUGCUUGAAGGUUACGGAUUAAUUUCUUUUUAAACGUUCUGCCUUUUUUAGGAAACGGGUGUUGUGGCAUAUAUGACCGAAUUGUGAUGAAAAUACAUAUACAUGCUUAUAAUUUGUACAUAGUUGUUUUUUAUGUCUUUUAUGAUUUCUUAGAGCUAAUCUUUGAGAGACUCAAUAAAGCUGGAGUGUACAGACAUUGUAUGUUUUUAGUGGCACAUUUGAUGUCUAUUGCUCAUCGUCGAAAGUGGUCAUGCCCAUGGCCUACUCGCUCUGAAGGGAGCAUGGCAUUACUGUAGGAAUACCCUUGGCUAACAGUCUUGCAGAAGAGCCCCUCGUGAACAUAUUCAUUUUGUUACUUUAGUUUGGGAUGGCUUUUCGAGUGGCCACUCCUUCCUGACGUUCCAUUCAAAUGGUGCAAAAAUGCAGUCUGGCCCUUGACCUACAGAGGGCGCCAUUGCAUCGACUCAAUAUCUCCAUUCAAACAGUAUCUCAUAUAGUAAUGUAGGUCCACGUGUAGCCUAAUAUUCAAAAUGAUGAUUAUGUACAAUAUGACAGGCCUUGUCAAUCAUAAUGGACAUAACUCAUCCUCUUAAUCAGGACUUUCAACUUCUUCCAUUAGGACGACUUUGUAUGAUACAAAAGACCACAAUGUUCAUUUAUAAAAACAUCUUUUGUGCCUUCUAAAUAAAUGUUGUUGUUGUUUUUUUGCCUUUUAUUUUUAAACAUAUUACACGGUAUGUAUUGCAUUUGAUGUGUACUACUCUGGUGUGUAGUAAGUGUAUUUUUUGUGUGUUCAAGAUCAAUUUUCUAUGCCUUGACUGGACAAUAAACUACUACAUUUA
Messenger RNA from Xyrauchen texanus (razorback sucker), 2724 nucleotides. It is a transcript of the gene spint1a, whose product is annotated as serine peptidase inhibitor, Kunitz type 1 a. The record is from RefSeq and is a predicted model, not a curated record. Gene Ontology annotation, molecular function: serine-type endopeptidase inhibitor activity; protein binding. The coding region runs from base 120 to 1715 and encodes 531 amino acids. Lineage: Eukaryota; Metazoa; Chordata; Actinopteri; Cypriniformes; Catostomidae. The transcript is spliced from 11 exons.